Linum tenue is the source of this 2336-nucleotide messenger RNA. Lineage: Eukaryota; Viridiplantae; Streptophyta; Magnoliopsida; Malpighiales; Linaceae. The record is from the annotation of a GenBank genome assembly.
GCGUGUACUUUCUGAAAAAAAAAAAAAAACAUCACAUUGAUGGCGCCAUAAUCGAGGAAUUAAGGAAAGGCGGAAGAGAGAACCAACCUUCGGAAACGAAAUACCCAAAUUGCAGAGGAACUCCCCCCCAGCCUUCUCCCCUCUGGUUUCCAUGUUUUCUGCAACUAAUAUCUCCCUAUUCGAAAUUCUUCAGAAAACGUCGGACGUUCCAGCGCGCAGGUUCUCUGUAAUCCCAGAAUCAUGCUCAAGAUAUCAAUACCAGUGGAUGCCAAAACCAGAUCAUGCCUCUGCAGCGGCGUUUUCCCGGCGGCUUCGGUCAUUCUGCUAGUCUUCUUCAUCGCCACCUCCGUUCUAGUUCCUGACCACAAACAGUCUGAAUUGCAGGCAUUGGCUAGAUCAGACGCUGUAGGUAGUUUCAGCAAUGUCAAUUCCACCUGCAAUUGCGAGGAAAGGGAGAUAGCGCCGCGAAGUAAGGAGCAGGAAAUCAUGCCUCAGGAAAGACAGACAUUGCCCCAAAGUAAGAAGGUACAGGAAAUCAUGCCUCAGGAAGGUGUGAUACUGCCCCAAAGCAAGGACCAGGAAAUGCCCAAGGAAACUGAGACAUUGCCCCAAAGAAAGGACCAAGAAAGGCCUCAGGGAACCGAGACACUGCCCGAAAGCAUUGUCGGUUCCAACGAUCUGAAUUCAAUCAAUUGCCAGGUGGGUUGGUGUCUGUUCUUCUCGUUCUCCUACUCCGACUUUCAGGAUCGAGAAGCGCCUCAGGGAAGCGAGACAUUGCCCCGAGGUAUCGUCCAGAAGACAUCGAAUCUGCAGAUGAGACCCCUAUGGGGAAACGUCGCGAAGAGGAAACCGAACGAGAGGGCCAACUUGUUUGCAGCAGCUGUGGGUGUGAAGCAGAAAGAACUGGUGAACAAAAUGGCGACCAAGUUUCUUUCCAGCGGGUUCACGGUGAUGUUGUUCCACUACGACGACAAUGUGGAUGAAUGGCGGGAGUUCGAUUGGAACUCCAAUGUCAUUCAUGUCUCUGCACACAAUCAAACCAAAUGGUGGUUUGCAAAGCGGUUUAUGCAUCCUGACAUAGUCGCGGAGUACGAUUACGUAUUCCUGUGGGAUGAAGACAUCGGAGUCGAUAGUUUCGAUCCUGCCAGGUACCUGUCGAUCGUCGCGAGUGAAGGUCUCGAGAUAUCGCAACCAGCAUUGGACGUGCGGAAGUCAGAGAUACAUCAGCAGAUUACUGCUCGGACAGCACGGCCUAAAUUUCUGUGGUUGUGCAGACGAAUAUACAAGACGGGAUCUUGCGAUGGAAGCAGCACUAAACCUCCGUGCACUGCGUGGGUGGAGAUGAUGGCGCCUGUGUUCUCGCGAGACGCCUGGCGCUGUGCUUGGCACAUGAUCCAGAAUGACUUGAUCCAUGCUUGGGGACUGGAUUAUCGGCUAGGCUACUGUGCUCAAGGGGACCGAACCCAGAAAAUGGGAAUUGUAGAUGCAGAGUAUGUUGUACAUCACGGCAAGCCUACACUAGGCGCACCAAAGGAUUCUGGUCCACCGCAGCCUUUUAAUCCCCGCAAAUUCAACCCUAGAGUGGAAGUGAGGAGGCAAUCAUGGAACGAGUACAAAACCUUCAAACGAAGAUGGGCAAAGGCAGCUGAGGAUGAUAAAUGUUGGAUAGACCCUUACAAGGAUGACGAACCCCACAGAAAAUAGUGUACUAGAGAGCCCAUUUUGUUUCUUUCACUUUUUUUUUGGGGUACAGACUUCAGAAUCUCUUGGACUAGAGUGGCAUGCAUUGAAUCUCGGGGGAAUGAUUCGUAAAUAGUUUUCGUGUAAAUUCAUAGGGCGGGAGAUUGGAUUCUUGUAUUCAUUUGUGAGGCGAAAAAAGGAAAUUGAGGAGAGGAGCAUAUAGGAAACCAAAAGACUAUUUAUUUUGAAUUAGCGAUAAAAUGGAGCGAUACAGAUUAGAUUUAUUUUGGAUGGCAGAAGAAAGGGGGAGGCAAGAAUUAAUGGAGGUUGUUCUCUUUGGAGACGGUAAAGACGAUUAUAUGCUCUUAUGCUAUGAAUUUGGACAUAGAAUUUGCUUCUUCUGCCACUUGAUUUAGUUUUUGUUCUUCUCUAACUUUACUUGAACCAGUUCGUUAAUUUCUUUUGAGCUCUUGAAGUGAUCAGUAUAAUGUGACAUCGUUAAACAUUGCAUUUCUUGAUGAAUGUCAAUCUCGUAUAUCUGGAUCAUAGCAUCGCUAUCCCUUUCAUUAUUCAUCACAGCCUACCAAAAUGCAUCUUAAUGCCUAUUCAUCAAACCAAGUUCUCAGCUAGUCAAGCACAAAAGUUUAGUACGUGCA